This is a messenger RNA of Aspergillus puulaauensis, 438 nucleotides long. RefSeq names its product 40S ribosomal protein uS12 (gene rps23). Gene Ontology annotation, molecular function: structural constituent of ribosome. Bases 1 to 438 code for a protein of 145 amino acids. The record is from RefSeq and is a predicted model, not a curated record. Lineage: Eukaryota; Fungi; Ascomycota; Eurotiomycetes; Eurotiales; Aspergillaceae. Gene Ontology annotation, cellular component: ribosome; cytosolic small ribosomal subunit. Gene Ontology annotation, biological process: translation. The transcript is spliced from 2 exons.
AUGGGUAAGGGACAACCUAGAGGUUUGAACGCCGCCCGCAAGCUCGCGAACACUCGUCGUGAGAACCGUUGGGCCGAUCUUCACUACAAGAAGCGCCUUCUCGGUACCGCCUACAAGUCCUCUCCCUUCGGUGGUGCUUCCCACGCCAAGGGUAUCGUUCUUGAGAAGGUCGGUGUUGAGGCCAAGCAGCCCAACUCCGCCAUUCGCAAGUGUGUCAAGGUCCAGCUUAUCAAGAACGGCAAGAAGGUCACUGCUUUCGUCCCCAACGACGGUUGCUUGAACUUCAUCGAUGAGAACGACGAAGUCCUCCUUGCCGGUUUCGGUCGUAAGGGUAAGGCCAAGGGUGAUAUUCCCGGUGUCCGUUUCAAGGUCGUCAAGGUCUCUGGUGUCGGUCUGAUGGCUCUGUGGAAGGAGAAGAAGGAGAAGCCCCGUUCGUAA